UUGUUGGAUUGCCUGCUACGCGGCUCACCGUUAUAUUUUAAUUUUGAGUUUUUUUCUCCAAUCGCGUGCUUUCCUUAAUAGCCUACGUGGCUACCUCCCCCAACGCUGCGUUUCGAACACUCUCUGUUCUCUCUGCAGUUUCCCCCCGCCAAAAGCUUAACGGCUUCAUCUUCACGCUCCAAAGAGGCAUCAAUUCCCCGCCUUUUUUGCUUCCUAUGACUUCAAUUCCAUGGAACACUCAGUUGCGAGAGCUAGCAAAGCAAUGCCAAUAUCUCCAAGCUCUAACUCUCUACCGCCAAAUGCUGCGCUGCGGUUCCACCCCGAACGCCUUCUCUUUCCCUUUCGCUCUCAAAUCCUCGGUUUCCCUUUCACUUCCUUUCUCCGGCCAACAACUCCACUGCCACGUCAUCAAAUCCGGUUGCUGCCCGGAACCCUUUGUUCUCACUUCUUUAAUAUCGAUGUACUGUAAAUUCAACUCCGUCGAAAACGCCCGCAAAGUGUUCGAUGAAAACCCAAUAUCAAAUCAAUUAACGGUUUGUUACAAUGCUUUGCUUUCAGGCUACGCGCUAACUUUCCGUGUUUUUGAAGGAUUUUCUUUGUUUUGUAAAAUGAGAGAAAUGGGUGUUUCUGUUAAUUCAGUUACAAUAUUGGGUUUGAUUCCGAUGUUUUCUGAACCAGGGUAUUUUAGCGCAGGGAUGUCUUUUCAUUGUUGUUGUGUGAAGUUAGGUUUGAAUCUUGAUUUCUCUGUUUCUAAUUGUUUGCUUACAAUGUACGUAAAAUGUGGGGCGAUUGAGUUUGGUAGGAAGUUGUUUGAUGAGAUGCCCAAAAAGGGUUUGAUUACUUGGAAUGCUAUGAUUUCAGGGUACGCGCAGAAUGGACUUGCUUCUAAUGUUUUAGAACUUUAUAAAAAAAUGAAAGCUUGUAGGAAUUGUGCGGAUGCUGUCACAUUCGUUGGGGUUUUAUCGUCUUGUGCUCACCUUGGCGCUAUUAGUGUUGGUCGCGAGGUUGAACAGCGGAUAGAGUUUAGUGGACUUAGUUUGAAUCCAUUUUUGAAUAAUGCGCUGAUUAAUAUGUACGCUAGGUGUGGUAAUUUGGUCAAGGCUCGUGCUAUUUUUGAUGGUAUGCUUGUGAAAAGUGUGGUUUCAUGGACAGCGAUUAUAGGUGGAUAUGGAAUGCAUGGAUAUGGAGAGAUUGCAGUGGAGUUAUUCGAUGAGAUGAUUAAGGGUGGUAUUAGGCCUGAUGGCGCUGCAUUUGUGAGUGUCUUGUGUGCAUGUAGUCAUGCGGGGUUGACUGAAAAAGGUUUGGAUUAUUUUGUUGAAAUGGAGACGAAGCAUCGGUUGCAGCCAGGUCCUGAGCAUUAUUCUUGUGUGGUGGAUCUUCUAGGUCGGGCUGGUCGGCUGUAUGACGCUUUGGAGCUCAUUAAAUCAAUGCAGGUCAAGCCAGAUGGUGCAGUCUGGGGGGCCCUUUUGGGUGCCUGCAAAAUUCACCAUAAUGUAGAGAUAGCAGAGUUAGCUUUCGAACAAGUUAUAGAGCUUGAGCCCACAAAUAUUGGUUAUUAUGUUCUGCUAUCCAAUAUUUAUGCUGAGGCAGAGAAUUUGGAAGGAGUGCUAAAGGUUAGAGUAAUGAUGAGGGAGCGGAAUCUCAAAAAGGAUCCAGGAUGUAGCCAUCUUGAAUAUAAAGGGAGAGUUCACCUUUUCUUAUGUGGGGACAGAAGCCAUCCUCAAUCAGUAGAGAUAUACAGAAUGGUAGAUGAGCUGGAAACUUUGGUGAGGAAACUUGUCGGCUGUAAAAACAAUCAAGAAAGGAGAAGUAAAGAACUUUUCCUUGGGAUGGGCGUUCAUAGUGAAAAGUUGGCAAUUGUGUUCGGACUGUUGAACUCCGAGCCAGGGACAGAGAUUGUUGUGAUAAAGAACCUUAGAGUGUGUGAAGAUUGCCAUUUGUUUCUCAAGGGGGUCAGCAAGAUUGUGGAUCGUCAACUUGUUGUUAGAGAUGCAACCCGUUUCCACCAUUUCAGGGAUGGGCUAUGUUCAUGCAAAGACUAUUGGUAAUAUUCACUUGAGAUGUCCACAUUGCAAAAUCUACAUGCCCUGGUUAUAGAAGGAUUUCCCAAAAUGUUCUUAAAUAGUAGAAAAUAUGCAAGGAGAAGACUUAAGAUUUGAGUUUCAAAAUAUUUGAAAUUGAGAAUUACAUCCCCAAGUAUAAGCCUGUGGAUUGCUGGUUUAGCAGAAGGCGGCUGCAAGAAUAUAUGGUCAAAUGUUCUAUGGAUGAGCUUUGGGUUGAUUAGAACUGGUACCAAAGAAAUAAGCUGAGUUGAAGAAGAAAGGCCUUGGACAGCAUCCCUUAACAGUUCAUAAAAAGCCAAAUCCUAGGUGAUGAGAAGAUAGCAUCCCUUCUGGAGGGCCUUCGGAGACACAGGUGGCAAUCAACUAGCCAUGCUUGAGGUUGAUUUAUUGAUCGAUGCAUCCCUACCCCAGUUUGCCAAGCAGACUUGCUGUUCUACUGGAGGGCCUCUGGAGAAUGACGGGGAAUAUUGAUCUGAGUUUGUCAAUGAGGAAGCAUUACUUGUACUAACUAGUGAGUGCAAAUAACCGCUUCACCUUGGUUGUUUGUACUUGUAUAUUUCCAAUCGAUCAUUGUACCAGUUGGUCAAACACAGUUACUCUCAUUUGGUAGAAUCAUGCAUCCAGUUCCUUACAUGAUCAAUACACUCAAAACAAGAGGAGAUUGCCUCGAGUUUGAACUAUUUUGA
Theobroma cacao (cacao) is the source of this 2749-nucleotide messenger RNA. RefSeq names its product Pentatricopeptide repeat (PPR) superfamily protein. The record is from RefSeq and is a predicted model, not a curated record. Gene Ontology annotation, molecular function: protein binding; RNA binding; zinc ion binding. NCBI's taxonomy places the organism in Eukaryota, Viridiplantae, Streptophyta, Magnoliopsida, Malvales, Malvaceae. Gene Ontology annotation, biological process: RNA modification.